This is a messenger RNA of Rhodotorula toruloides NP11, 363 nucleotides long. RefSeq lists its product as uncharacterized. Lineage: Eukaryota; Fungi; Basidiomycota; Microbotryomycetes; Sporidiobolales; Sporidiobolaceae. Bases 1 to 363 code for a protein of 120 amino acids. The record is from RefSeq and is a predicted model, not a curated record. The transcript has 4 exons.
AUGGAAUCAGUCAACAAAGUUAUCGACCAAACGAAGGGCCUCGUGAACCAGUACCUCAACACCGACUCCUCCUCGUCUUCAGCCUCCCGCUCAAGCGGGAACCCCUCAGGCGACGCCACGCCCGGCGCGAUCCCCGACGCCGCCGAAUCGCUGGGCGUGACAAGCGGCGCAGAGCGACUCUCGACGGACACUGGAGACGCGACUUUCGCUGGAGACAUUGAGCGACAGAGCGGAGACAGCGGAUUGAGCCCGGCUUAUGCCGCAUACAACGCCUCGGGCCGCGACGCAACAGGCUCAUUCGACGGCGGCGCGAACGACCCUCCCAACCUCGGCGCAGGCGAGAUGCCCGGACGUUCGACCUGA